CGGCUCGGGUUGCUACUGCGUGUCUCGUGCUAACUCGAUACCGCUUCACCGGGAUAUCGGCGAUCAAUGGGCGCGAGCGCUCAACUUCGUGUCGCGGUCCUGCCGAAGUCACUGCAAAGAUUUCAGCUGCUGAGACGAACUGGAAUAACGUGGCGACAAUGAAUCCGCUGACUUUUCUACUUAUUCUUGUCGUCGGAGUUUGUGGUGAAAGCCUUGAAGGGCCAACAGCAGGCUGCACGUUUGAGGUGGACACGGAUGCUGAGCUGUGUGACUACAGGCAGGGGCAGGAGGACGACUUCGACUGGCAGCUGGUGCGGACCGACGCCUGGAGCUACGUGCCCCCUGAGCUCACGCAAGGUUCUUACAUGCUGGUGAACUCCUCUCAGCACGGCCCGGGUCAGCGGUCUCAGCUGCUGCUCCGGCCGCUCAGCGAGAAUGACACGCACUGCGUGCAGUUCAGCUACUUCCUGUACAGCCGCGAUGGCCACAGCCCCGGUGUGCUCGCUGUCUACGUGCGCGUCAAUGGCGGCCCACGCGGGAACUCCGUGUGGAAUGUUUCAGGUGCACGUGGCCGCCAGUGGCACCAGGUGGAAAUGGCCGUCAGCACCUUCUGGCCCAGCGAGUACCAGGUCAUAUUUGAAGCCACAGUCUCAGCUGAGCAGACGGGCUACAUUGGCUUGGAUGACAUAGUGCUACUGAACUACCCCUGCUAUAAGGUGCCUCAUUUCACCAGGCUGGGAGAUGUGGAGGUGAACGCAGGGCAGAACGCCACCUUUCAGUGUGCGGCUACGGGGCGCGCAUCCAAGACGGACCCCUUCUCCAUGGAGAGGCAUAAUGGUGUUCUCAUGGUACCGUAUUCUCUCAGCUCAUUAGUUGGUGAGCGGCGAUUGGUGGCCUGGUUUCAGAUAGGUGGAGCCCAGCGUGGAGAGCAGGACCUUUACCGCUGCAUCACACAGUCCUCUUACGGCGCUGCUGUGUCCAACUUCGCUGAGCUCAUUGUCAGAGUUCCGCCCACCCCGAUAGCCCCACCCCAACUGUUGCGCUCAGGCUCCACAUACCUGAUCAUUCAGCUGAACACAAACUCCAUAGUGGGAGAUGGACCAGUGAUUCGCCGGGAGAUCGUGUACCGGGCCAGUCAUUCUCCAUGGUCCGAGACUCAUGGAGUCAACUCCCUCACCUACAAAGUCUGGCAUCUCGAACCGGACACAGAGUACCGCAUCAGUGUUCUCCUCACCCGGCCUGGAGACGGGGGAACGGGGCCACCCGGACCUCCUCUGGUCAGCAGAACCAAGUGUGCUGAACCUAUGAGGCCUCUCCGUGGUCUGACUGCCUCAGAUAUUCAAUCUCGACAACUGGUUUUACAGUGGGAGCCUCUCGGCUACAACCUGACCCGCUGCCACACCUACUCUCUGUCACUAUGUUAUCGUUACUCCACGGCAACGGUGGGCGGGACUGGCAGCAAUAACGCCACCGUGCGGGAGUGUCUGUCAGUAGAAAGGAACACCUCCCACUUCACACUUAGGGACCUCCCCCCGUUCCGUCCAGUGCAUGUGCGCCUGGCCCUGACCAAUCCUGAGGGCAAGAAGGAGAGCCGUGAGGUCACUUUCCAAACAGAGGAGGAUGUCCCGGGAGGCAUCGCACCAGAAUCUCUGACCUUCACUCCACUGGAUGAUAUGAUCUUCCUCAAGUGGGAGGAGCCCGUGGAACCCAACGGUCUGAUCACACAGUAUGAGAUCAGCUACCAGAGCAUCGAGUCGUUCGACCCGAGCGUCAACGUUCCUGGCCCUCGGCGCACCGUGUCCAAGCUGAGGAAUGAGACGUACCACAUGUUCUCAGGGCUUCACCCUGGCACCACAUACCUGGUCUCGGUGCGCGCCCGCACUGCCAAGGGCUUCGGCCAGACAGCCUUGACCGAGAUCACCACCAACAUCUCCGCUCCUGCGUUUGACUAUGACGACAUCCCGUCUCCCCUGAGCGAGUCUGAGAGCACCAUCACGGUGCUACUCCGUCCGGCCCUGGGCCGUGGAGCCCCCGUCAGCACCUACCAUGUGGUAGUGGUAGAGGAGGACGGUUCCCGGCAGGUGAAGAGGAGAGAGCUGGGUCAUCAGGAUUGUUUCCCCGCCCCCUCCUCCCAGGCAGAGGGGGCGGGCCGGGCCGGGGCCCUGCCCCCCCACUACUACACCGCCGAGCUCCCACCCAGCAGCCUGCCGGAGGCCACGCCCUUCACCGUCGGGGACAACCACACCUACAACGGCUACUGGAACUCUCCCCUGGAUCCCAGCAAGAACUACCUCAUCUACUUCCAGGCCGCGAGCAACUUUAGAGGGGAGACCCGGAUCAACUGCGUCCGGAUUGCGCGGAAAGCUGCAUGUAAGGACCAUAAGCGAGCUUUGGAGGUAUCCCAGCAUGCCGAGGACAUGGGUCUGAUACUGGGAGCCUGUGCUGGUGGAUUAGUGGUCCUUAUACUUCUGCUGGGAGCCAUCGUUAUCGUCAUCAAGAAAGGAAGGGACGUCUAUUCUUACCCGUACUACCCCAGGAAGAAAGUGAACAUGAACAAGGCGGCGAUGACCUACCGUCAGGAGAAGAGCCGCCGUCUGGGCUCGCUGGACUGCGGGCCGACCGAGCCCAGCACGCUGCAGCAGGACGAGCGCACCACGCACACCUUCCUGGACACGCACGGCUGCGCUGGUGCCAGAACUGAGCAGCGGUGCUCGGUGAAUGAGUCCAGCAGUCUGCUGGGCGGCUCUCCGCGCCGACACUGCCGUAGGAAGAGCUCCCCAUACCACACGGGUCAGCUGCGUCCGGCCGUGCGCGUCGCCGACCUGUUGCAGCACAUCAACCAGAUGAAGACAGCCGAGGGCUACGGCUUCAAGCAGGAGUACGAGAGCUUUUUUGAUGGUUGGGAUGUCACCAAAAAGAAGGACAAGACCAAAGGCAGACAUGAUACACUGCUGGACCACGAGCGCCACCGUGUCAAGCUGCACUCUCUCCUGGCGGACCCCAGCUCCGACUAUGUCAACGCCAACUACAUUGACAUUCGGAUAAACAGGGAAGGCUAUCAGCGGUCCAACCAUUUCAUCGCCACUCAAGGGCCAAAGCAGGACAUGAUCUAUGAUUUCUGGCGUAUGGUGUGGCAGGAGAACUGCUACAGCAUCGUGAUGAUCACCAAGCUGGUGGAGGUUGGCCGGAUGAAAUGCUGUAAGUACUGGCCUGACGACAGCGAGCUAUACGGAGACAUUAAGAUCACACUCCUGAAGACGGAGACGCUUGCCGAAUACUGCGUGCGCACCUUCGCCAUGGAGCGGCGGGGUUACCCGGCCAAGCACGAGGUGUGUCAGUUCCACUUCACGUCCUGGCCGGAGCACGGCGUACCGUACCACGCCACUGGCCUGCUGGCCUUCCUCCGCCGGGUGAAAGGUUCCACACCCCCUGACGCCGGCCCUGUGGUGGUGCACUGCAGCAUGGGGGCGGGGCGCACGGGCUGCUACAUCGUCCUGGACGUGAUGCUGGACAUGGCGGAGUGCGAGGGAGUGGUGGACAUCUACAACUGCGUGAGGACGCUCUGCUCCCGCCGCAUCAACAUGAUCCAGACGGAGGAGCAGUACGUCUUCAUUCACGACGCUAUCCUGGAGGCGUGCCUGUGUGGGGAGACGUCCAUCCCGAUCAGUGAGUUUGCGCUCACUUAUAAGGACAUGCUGCGUGUGGACAGUCAGAGCAACACCUCGCAGCUCCGAGAGGAGUUCCAGACGCUGAACUCGGUGACGCCCCACCUGGAUGUGGAGGAGUGCAGCGUCUCGCUGCUGCCACGUAACCGCGAGAAGAACCGCAGCAUGGACGUGCUGCCGCCCGACCGCGCCCUGGCCUUCCUCGUGUCCGCCGAGGGGGACGCCGGCAGCUACAUCAACGCGGCGCUAAUGGACAGCUUCCUGCGUUCUGCCGCCUUCGUGGUGACGCCCCACCCGCUGCCCACCACCACCGCUGACUUCUGGAGGCUGGUGUUCGACUACGGCUGCACGUCGGUCGUCAUGCUUAACCAGUUGAACCAGUCCAACUCUGCCUGGCCUUGUCUGCAGUACUGGCCUGAGACUGGCAUGCAGCAGUUUGGACCCAUGACAGUGGAGUUGCUCUCAAGGUCCACUGAUGAUGAUGUCAUCACACGACUCUACCGGGUCAAUAACAUCACACGGCUGCAGGAGGGUCACCUGGUCGUGCGCCACUUCCAGUUCCUGCGCUGGUCGGCCUACCGCGAGAUCCCGGACUCCAAGAAGGCUUUCCUCACCCUGCUGGCCCAGGUCCACAAGUGGCAGCGAGAAUGCAGCGAUGGGCGCACCGUGGUCCACUGCCUAAACGGCGGUGGGCGGAGUGGCACUUUCUGCGCCUGCACCAUGAUAAUGGAGAUGAUUCGUCACCACAGCAUGGCGGACGUCUUCUAUGCUGUAAAGACUCUCCGCAACUCCAAGCCCAACAUGGUGGAGACCAUGGAGCAGUAUCGAUUUUGCUACGACCUGGCCUUGGAGUACCUGGACUGCCUAGAGGUCAGAUAACACGCAGAGCCCUGAUCCGCGCGCCAGUGCCAGUGCGAGAGAGCGCAGGCGAGGCCGGGCCUCGACUCUCCCCGCCUCCACUUCCUCUCCCUCUCCCCGGCCUCUCAGGCUCGUACAAUCGGGCCUUCCUCGUCACUCGCCGGCAUGAGAGCGUUCGCCGCGUCGCGGGAGGCCCCUACCAUUCUCAGUUUUUUUUUCCCUCUCUCCUCUUUCCGUGUCUUUCUCUCUCUCUUUGGCUCAGUUGUGAAAGAUUUUACUCUCGCCAGACGCUACCGGGCAGCAGGCCAGAAAGGGCGGUUGCUCGGGCGACCCUUAUGCCUACCAGGCAGAGGUUGCGAAUGACUCUCGUGCUUUGAUUCUGCUUGCCCGGGCUCAGCCCAACUCUCUGCCUUAUUCACCGAUCAGGAGGAACGCAGUGUAUUCGAACACCGUGGAGAGACUGCAGCAACAUACUGGCCAUGUCGUGUACGUAGAGUGUGUGUAUCGUUAUACCCUGUACAUGGUG
Molecule: messenger RNA, 5049 nt
Organism: Electrophorus electricus (electric eel)
Lineage: Eukaryota; Metazoa; Chordata; Actinopteri; Gymnotiformes; Gymnotidae
Gene: ptprua
Product: protein tyrosine phosphatase receptor type Ua
Biological process (GO): protein dephosphorylation
Cellular component (GO): membrane
Molecular function (GO): protein binding; protein tyrosine phosphatase activity
Source: RefSeq, a predicted model, not a curated record